Molecule: messenger RNA, 585 nt
Organism: Mesocestoides corti
Lineage: Eukaryota; Metazoa; Platyhelminthes; Cestoda; Cyclophyllidea; Mesocestoididae
Source: the annotation of a GenBank genome assembly
AUGAUCUGUCUUGGUUUUGUGCUGCCCGUCCUUGCGAUCGGCGCUGCCGCCUUUCUGCUCACCUCAAUCGCCCUCUACCUCUUUCUAACCAAUUGGACAGUGUGCUACAACGGCGCGAGUACCGAUGGCCCCGACUUGCUCAACUGUUUCAACGGCAGUGCCGGUGACCUCAUUGCCCCCCUGGUGCGCUUCAUGGUUGCCACGGUGGAGGUCACUUCGCUGACCCCGUACCUCGUCGCCUGCGUCGCCUGGCUGUGGCCCCUCGCCAUCGUCUUCCUCCUCCCCGUGGCCUUCGUUGUCUUCCUCUACUCCACGGCGCUCAUGGUGCAACUCUUCUGUCUCCGCGGGUGGCUACUUCGAGCAUUUCGCGGCGCUGGUGACGCCCAUUUCCCCACGGACGAACUGCUUCGACUGGUGGUCGCGGCGGUUUGGGAGGCGCACGGGCGCGCAUUCCACGGCUACGAGGUGGUUGGCAUGGAGAAGUUGCCUCCCGGUGAGGGAGCCUUUUUAGUCUACUACCACGGCACGCUUCCCCUCGACGCCUACUACUUCAUCGCCAGGCACAUCAUCGUGAGGAAUCGGUAA